AUGUCUAAUUCAGCACAAAGGAAACCUAAGAUUAUUAGAACACUUGGGUCCUCUUCACUAAGUGGUUUAAAUCCACUGUCUAGUAAUAACAAUAGUAUCUCUUCCAUUGUACAAUCACCAUCUGCUGGCAAUGUAUAUACACCUGCUUCUUCAACUGUCACACCAAAUUCUAAUAGCUUAAUAGUAGAACCAAGAGGACAACACGAAUCUAGUAUCACUGCUGCUACACUUACAUCUACUAGUGAUACUAUCUCCACCACUAACAAUAAGAAUAGCAACACCUUAUUAAAUGCCACUAAUCCCCAAGAGUAUGCUAAGAGAUCAAUUUCUCCCCCUACUUUAGGCACACCUAUUUCUACUACAAGUGGUGUGAACAGUAAUGUUAGGGUGGCUCAAGCUUGUGAUAGGUGCAGGUCUAAAAAAACACGGUGUGAUGGGAAGAGACCGCAAUGCUCACAAUGUGCUGCUGUUGGGUUUGAAUGUAAAAUAAGUGAUAAACUGAGUAGAAGGGCAUUCCCCAGGGGAUAUACCGAGACUUUAGAAGAAAGGGUGAGGGAGUUAGAAACCGAAAAUGCCAGGCUUUUAGGGAUUUGCGACUUGAAGGAACAACAACUAUAUGAAACACAUAAAAAGUAUACAUCCCCUGUAAAUACCAAUUCCACUUGUUCCGAUACCGGUACCCACAGUGAUAGUGCACAUCACUUUAACACUAAGAAUGACACAGAUAAUAACAAAAACCAGAAUCAAAAUUAUGAAAAUGUUAUCGGUAAUAGGUUACCAAGAAGGGCUUCUCUAUGCAAUAUAAAUUCUGUUUUGCUAAAUAAAACAAUAAAACAAGAUGAAAAGGCUGUAAAAGACCAUUAUGAAAAUAUCAAGGCUAAAUCUGGAAAAAACAUUGGAUAUGGCCAUGAUGGAAACAAAAUGGAGGAUUACAACUAUAACAAAGAGGAAAGCAAAAAUGAAAUUUUAAAGAACAUCACAAGAAGUUCGACUCCAGCCAUUGAUGAUCCAGACGAACGUAAUGCUUUACAUGAGGUUCCAGUUGGUGCUUCUACCUCUAAUUAUGAUCCAACUGCAAUUUCAUUUGAACCAAAAGAAGCACCAGGGUUGCCGACUGUAAAAGCUUUAACGAAUAUGGCGCAUCACGAAAAAAGUAUUCAAUUGGCCACUUUGGUAUCCUUGUCUGUUCCAAGAUCUACUGAUGAAGUGUUAUUCAUUCCACAAUUGUUGGCCAAAAUUGGACAAACGUAUGGAUUUACGUCAAAACAGUGUUUAUAUACUGCAUCAUUGCUAGCUAGUUUAAAGGAGAACUUUGAGCCAGCAGCAUCAUUGGUUGGUGUACCCAUUGCCAAUGAAAAUUUGUGGGAUAUUGAUGAUUUACCCAAUUUUUUCUCAGAAGUUUUGAAGUUAAAUAAUGCUGUAACUUUAAUUGAAAUACAUCAUUUAUGCGACGUGUAUUUCCAGAAUUGGCAUAGCACUAUUCCAGUUCUAGGUAAGCAGCAAUUUUAUCAGCAUCUAGAAAAGUUUGAACAUGAUAUAACUACCGUAGACUUGCAGAAUUUGAGUAACUUGCCUAAAUCAUCUACUUUAAGUUACAAAAUAUUUGCUUCAUUGUUAGUAGUUUUAUUACAGAUGGGUAUCCUGUCUAUUUUGAAAAAGGAAAAUAUUUCUGAGUUAGAUUUACUUAACAUUAAAAAUAAUAAGGAGCUUUCUGAAAAGGAACAGUUGAUUAAAAAAUAUCUAAGCUUAUCUGAACAUUAUAAUAAAGUUUUGAAACAGCUAGUUGCAAACCCAUAUUUUACGGCUAAAACUACGUCUAUGCCAUCUUUGCAGUUUUUAACUAUAGCCUUCUAUUAUUUUACCAAUGUUGGUGAUAUUCCAACAAUUUAUGAUUUGAGGGGGAAAGUUUGUUCCAUGUCUCAACAAUUGAGAUUGCAUAGAUGUCCAUCUGUUGUAUUAGGUUUGAAUGGUUCUACUUUGGAUAAUGAACAGCAGAGUGAUAGAAGAUUUUUGUUUUGGGCCAUCUAUGUGUUGGAUGUUUUUUCUUCGUUUCAGUUAGGAGUUCCUAGAUUUUUAAAAGAUCAGGACAUUGAAUGCGCUUUACCUAUAAAUGAAGAAGAAGAAGAGGAAGAGGAAGAGGAAGAAGAAAAAGCGCAGCGGAAACAACCAGGUAUUUAUUAUGGAUUUAAAUUGCAAGGACAUGCUACUGCAUUUUCUUUAAGUAUUAUUAGAUUUUCCAAAGUUUUGGGGAAUGUGUUGGAUACAAUUUUUAAAAGACAAAUGUCUUAUGUUGCAAAAAAAGUUUCCUUAAUACAUGAAAACGCACUAGACAAUUGGAGGAGAGGGUUAGCACCGCAUUUACAAUUCAGCAUUGAUGUGAAUGGGACUAUUAAUAUGGACGAGUUUAUACAGCAGAAAAGCUCAUCAAGUUCAAUUUACUCUAAGGAACAAUUAGUGUUGAUGACUUUAUAUUUUUUGUGUAAAUGUAUUAUACAUUUACCCGUAGUUGCUAUUAAGAAAUUAGAUCAAAAUGAAACAUCCAUUAUAGAUAAUGGUAUAAAUAGGACAUCGUCUUCAUAUAUCAUAUUACAGCAAUCUUGUAAUACAUUAUUGCACGUAGUUUCGUUUUUCAAAAAUUAUUAUUUGCCCUUACCAGUAAUACUAUCACAAACGAUUGUAAGAUUUUCUUUGGUUGCGGCUAGAAGGGCGCUCGAUUAUGCUAAAGGGGGUGCAUUAUUUCAAGAUAUGAAAGCUCUAUUAUUAGAGUUGACCAAAAUGUUAUUAGAUGAUAGGAAAGUUGGGAUACCUGGUUGCUUAUCGUGGUACACGAUGAAACUACAUGAUAUUUGUAUCCAGUUGUUACUACAACCAUCUAAUUUGAAACCAGACAAGUUGGAGAAGUUGCUGUUGAAAACAACAAACAUCUAUGAUAAAUUUUUGGGUAAGUCAUCGUUAAGGAAAAGAAAGCAGCAAGAUAAUAAAUUGAGUAAUAUCAAUACAAAAGUAAAGAAACAAUGUGCAAAUAAUACUAGGGGUAAUACAGAUCUCACAAGUGGUACAGAGAUUAAUACUUCUAGAGCUAAUGAUAGCGUGAAUAUUUGUAGUGCAUUAAAAGGUAAAGCUGUUAUAAAAGAUAAACCAAAAAUAUCUGAUAAUUCAAGCAAUAUUUCGAAUAAUAUUCUUGACAAUAACAUUAAUUUGAUUAGUGAAGCUUUCCAAAUGGAUCCAGUUUUAAGUAUGAAUGAUUUAAGUCAAUUUUUCCAGCAACAACUUCAAAGUGGUGGGAAAAAUAGUAACCUUGUGAAUAAUCCUAUUAACAAUACUACUGGUACUACUAAUAUUAGCAAUAAGAAUAAGAUCAAGGAUGUUCAAAAUUUGGACGUUUCUAUUAAUAACAACAAGGAGGAUGUUAAAAGUCCUAAUGUUAUGGUGAGCAAAGAUAAUGGAGGCGGUGGCAAACAUAUGAAUAAUGAUAAUGACGAUAACACUUCUUCUACACUUAACGGUGAGUCGAGUUUUACUAAUUUGGCAGGACUUUUCACUGUUCCCAGUAAUGGUGAUUUUUUAAAAGAAUUUAUGCGGCCCACAUCGAAUAAUAUUAGUAAUGGUAAUAAUACCGGCCUGAAUAGCAAUACAGGAUCACAGCUGAAUUUAAUAAGUUUAUUAAAUACAGGGCAUGGUAAACCUGGUACAAUUUUUCCCGGAUUAGUUAACGUUAAUAUUAAUGAUGAGAGGAACAAGCCAAACAUUUUGUAUUCCCAUACGAUGAGCAAUUCUGUUGAUGUUGAUAGUAGUAAUAAUAAAAAAAUAAACAAGAACACUGGUGGCAAAGUUAUUAACAGUACAGACAACAAUAACAAUACUAAUGCCAAUUCAAAUCCAUUAAUGUUUUCGGUUGAUGCUUCGCUAGGUUUGGCACCAUUGUUAGAGUUAACACCAGAUUUUUUCAGUCCCGCAUCGCCCGGUUUUAAUCAUUUAGCUACUGCCGCUCUUAGUACUACAGUUGAUGACAAUGUCAAUCAGAAUAAUAAUUAUAAUUAUAAAAUGAAUGAUAAAUGCACAAACUGUUUUCCUGUCAAUAAAAACAAUGGGAUAUUAACAAAUAAUAAUAAAAGUGGGGAUGGAGUUGAAGAUAAGGGGAUGAAGAUAGCAAAUAAUGCUGGUAAUAGCAGGAAAAAAAAGGUAGGAAAUAAAUAUCAGCAAGAAGAUCAAAUUGCAUUAAAUAAUAUUAUAAGAAAUAAUGAAGUACCGAUGGUUCAUUCUUUGAGUAUGUCCUCUGUAGAGAAAAAUCAUAAAAACAAAAACCAUAGGGGACCAAGAAGAAGGAUGAGUUUAGCGGUUUCCUCUACUUCAGGAUCAACGGCGACCGAUGGAAAUGGGAAUAAUAUAGGUGGAACAAUUGAAAAACAAGAGAGUAUUACUGAUUUAUUCAGCUGGAAACAUUAG
Saccharomycodes ludwigii is the source of this 4446-nucleotide messenger RNA. It is a transcript of the gene CAT8, whose product is annotated as DNA-binding transcription factor CAT8. The transcript has a single exon. NCBI's taxonomy places the organism in Eukaryota, Fungi, Ascomycota, Saccharomycetes, Saccharomycodales, Saccharomycodaceae. Gene Ontology annotation, biological process: DNA-templated transcription; regulation of DNA-templated transcription. The record is from RefSeq and is a predicted model, not a curated record. Bases 1 to 4446 code for a protein of 1481 amino acids. Gene Ontology annotation, molecular function: DNA binding; zinc ion binding; DNA-binding transcription factor activity, RNA polymerase II-specific.